GUAUAUUAGAGGCCAUGUGUUGCUCUUCCUCUCUCAGUCAGGCUUGUAAACAGUCAGAGUGUCGGGAAAGGAAGAAUCAUUUGCUGCUGCUGACCCACUGCUUCAGAAGUCAUGUCGGCUCUGUCCUUGUUGCUGGUCCUGCUGGCGGUUGCCUCCACCACCCUGAGCGUCAACCCGGGCGUGACGGUCAGGCUGACCGAUAAAGGCCUCCAAUAUGGGAAACAACUGGGCAUCGCCGCCAUGCAGGAGAAACUUAAAUCUAUCCAAAUUCCAGAUUUUUCCGGCUCAGAAAGAGUGUCUCCCAUUGGCAAAGUCCAGUACAGUCUCACAAACAUACGGUUGGUGAACGUGGGGUUGCCGAGGUCUGCGGUGGCUCUGGUGCCGGGGACCGGGGUCAGGCUGACCAUCGGAGAUGCCUUCAUGAAUCUGAAUGGAAACUGGAGGGUCAAGUACCUCAGAAUAAUAAAGGACAGCGGCUCUUUUGACGUGAAUGUCAAUGGACUCACAAUCAGCACGAGUGUCGUGGUGAAAAGUGACGCGACGGGUCGGCCGGUGGUCAGCAGUACCAACUGCGUAGCCAAUGUGGCCAGUGCCAAAGUCAAGUUCCAUGGUGGAGCCAGCUGGCUCUACAAUCUCUUCAGCAAGUUCAUAAACAAGGCUCUACGGAACGCUCUGCAGAAACAGAUCUGCCCUCUGGUGGACAAGACAGUUACCGGUUUAAACCCUAAGCUGCAAACACUCAACGUGCUGGCCAAGGUGGACAAAUACGCAGAGAUUGAAUAUUCCAUGGUGUCAUCUCCGGUUAUUUCACAAUCGUCUCUUGAUCUGAACUUGAAGGGUCAGUUCUACAACAUUGGGAAGCACCAGGAGCCUCCGUUCACCCCUGUAGCCUUUUCCCUUCCACCCCAGAACAACAACAUGUUGUACAUGGCCCUGUCUGCCUUCACCGCCAACUCUGCAGGUUUCGUGUACAACAAAGCUGGAGUCCUCAGCCUGUACAUCACAGACGACAUGGUUCCCAAAGGCUCUCCAUUCCGACUCAACACCAAAACGUUCGGAGUCUUCAUCCCACAGAUUGCAAAGCAGUAUCCAGGUCUGAUGAUGAAGCUGUUGCUGAGGGCUAAGAACAGUCCCACCAUCACUUUCCAGCCCAAAAAUGCAACCGCUGUGGCCACUGCCACGAUGACAGCAUACGCCAUCCAACCCAACGGCACACUUUCCCCUCUUUUCGUCCUGAACUUGGAAAGCAGCGUGAGCGCCGACGUGUACGUCAGAGGACUGAACAUUGCCGGACGCCUCACUCUCAACCAGAUGAAACUGUCUGUAGGAACCAGCUAUGUGGGACAGUUUCAGGUCAGCGUCCUUGACAGUGUGCUCCGAAUGGUCCUCAAAGUGAUAGUGAUACCCAUAGUUAAUGUUCAACUCGAUAAGGGUUACCCGCUUCCUGCACUUGGAAAAAUGAACCUUGUGAACCCCCAGCUUCAAAUAAUGAAGGAUUACAUGCUGAUCGGGACAGAUGUUAACUUCACGGAUUGAACUGCAAAGAACCAAAGACAAGUAGAAUACACUGUUUUUUUUUCCCUUUUUUUAUACCGUUGUCAAAACCAUUUUCAUUUUGGAGUUGUUUUUCUACAUUUGCUUGAUUUUUUUUUUUUUUCUCU
Molecule: messenger RNA, 1661 nt
Organism: Xiphophorus hellerii (green swordtail)
Lineage: Eukaryota; Metazoa; Chordata; Actinopteri; Cyprinodontiformes; Poeciliidae
Product: bactericidal permeability-increasing protein-like
Exons: 16
Coding region: 112-1536 (474 amino acids)
Molecular function (GO): lipid binding
Source: RefSeq, a predicted model, not a curated record